Molecule: messenger RNA, 2836 nt
Organism: Seriola dumerili (greater amberjack)
Lineage: Eukaryota; Metazoa; Chordata; Actinopteri; Carangiformes; Carangidae
Gene: naa60
Product: N(alpha)-acetyltransferase 60, NatF catalytic subunit
Exons: 7
Coding region: 204-932 (242 amino acids)
Biological process (GO): N-terminal peptidyl-methionine acetylation
Cellular component (GO): Golgi membrane
Molecular function (GO): histone acetyltransferase activity; protein-N-terminal amino-acid acetyltransferase activity
Source: RefSeq, a predicted model, not a curated record
UCCAGCUGUUAUCAAAGCAGAGGGAGCUCUGGCUAGUUCAGCAGUCUGUGUUGAAGUGGCACAGUAAUGAAACGGCCUUGAGAGUCGGGAAUAAACUGGUGUUUUAUCAUGCUGUAUCCGGAGUAGUGACUGUGUCCACUGAUACCCAGGGAGUAUAAUUCUCCUCGACUUUCCUCCGGUCCGAGUGUUGAAACAAGGUGUGAAUGAGUGACGUGGUGCCUCCCACAGCUCUCAGUGAAGUCCAGCUCCGCUUCCUCUGCCACGAUGACAUAGAGAAUGUCAAGCUGCUCUGUGGUGAUUGGUUCCCAAUCGAGUACCCAGACUCAUGGUAUCAGGACAUCACCUCCAACAAGAAGUUCUUCUCCCUCGCUGCCACCUUCAGAGGAGGUAUCGUGGGAAUGAUUGUGGCUGAGAUCAAAGGCCGGACCAAAGUACACAAAGAGGAUGGAGACAUCCUGGCCUCCAGUUUCCCUGUGGACACACAGGUAGCCUACAUCCUCAGCCUGGGAGUGGUCAAAGAGUUCAGGAAACAUGGCAUAGGCUCCCUACUGCUGGACAGUUUGAAGGAGCACAUCUCAACGACAGCCCAGGACCACUGUAAGGCGAUCUACCUUCAUGUCCUCACGACCAACAACACUGCCAUCCACUUUUAUGAGAACAGGGACUUCAGGCAGCAUCACUACCUGCCCUACUACUACUCCAUACGAGGAGUCCUCAAAGAUGGAUUCACAUAUGUGCUGUACAUCAAUGGGGGUCAUCCACCUUGGACAAUAUUUGACUAUAUCCAGCACAUUGGUUCAACCCUGGCCAGCCUGAGCCCCUGCUCCAUCCCGCAGAGGUUGUACCGGCAGGCCCAGUCCCUGCUGCGCUCCCUGCUGCCCUGGUCCAACAUCGCCUCCAAGACUGGUAUACAGUACAGCAGAACAAUGUGACACGUCAUGGAGCGCAUGUGUUUCUCAUCAGUCUUCCCCUGUGUAUAAACACACUCACAUUCUCAAUCACAUAUGGCUUUCCACACCCUGUGUAUAACACAGGACUCAGGUUCCACCUCUGUCACAAACCAGAAUAUUACUCCAUAUUCAGUCCACGUUUGGCACUGUUCACACAAGAUCCAGGUUUGCAGCCGUAGUUCUGUGCCCACUACUAAACAGGGUUACUGCAUUGCAGCGUCAUUUAAAGUGCAAUGUUGUGUUUACACUGAUAGACAGCGUGAUCUGGUAAAACCACAGGAUUUUCUUUUAGUUGUUCAGUUGCUAUACUAUCCCAUAUAUAGUGCUCUAUCCCGCAGUUGCUAUAGUGACCUGUGUUUGGCCAGUCGCACCAAAGCUGAGCAGUGGCAGAGCAGAGUGGAGGACCAGGCACACAGUCGACAGCCACAGGUCAUUGUUUUGCUGUGAAAGCGGUGUAACACACACACACACAGACGCACACACACACUGGGGACCCUACAGAGACUAAAGGUUCAAACCCUGUUUAUCUUUCUGUCUCUCUUCAUCCUGUUCACUACUGUCACAGAGACUAUGUAUGCUGUUUGUAUAUUAUAUAUACUAAGCUAAUAUAUAAAUUUCUCUCGAUAUGUAUGUCUAUUCUAUGCUGUCAGUAGGCCUAGUUGGAAGAUAACCCAUCCAUUUUCCUUUUUGACCAUAGACUGACUCCGGAGUCAAUUCCAGUUUGUAAAAUAGACAUUGAGCUAAAUUGGACUGUGAAUCAAGCUGUUAAUAGGCUAGUAGGGUAGAACAAAGCUAGUAUACACAGGGAACUUUGAGAUGCAAUGUAGAUGGGUAAUACAGGAUAUUUAGCAGCAACGGGAAUUUUCUUUUUCAAAUUCUCUGUUCAAUAAUUUGAACUGGAAACUGUACUAGUGACAUCAGUACAGAAACAUACAAACAUGUUAUAGUAUAAUAUUCUGUCAGUUUAACACAAAAGUUUUCCAGACACCUCGUCAAUUAUGCAGGACUGUUUGAAAGUCUUACAUAAAAAUAUGAUGAUAAUUCUGAGCUAAAUGGCCUUUCUACAUUGUUUCAAGAUGUUGCCCAUGUAUAAUUCACACAAGAGUGAGCGAGAGUUUCUCGACUCCUUAUUUUAGAGGUUUUAAAUAGUAACUGGCCCUGUCUGUCUUUCUGCUCUUUGGCUGUAAAAUUGCUGCUAAUGUUGAGCAAUGUUCAUUUGUUUGUCCACAUUUAAAAAAAAAAAAAAGAUAUGGCCCCGAUUAGAUUUUUACGUUGACUGGUAGAGGAGAAAAGAAGAAAAAGAAGCAAUGUUCCCAAACACAAACGUCGUACACCUUGUGUGCCUGAGUGCAUGCAGGUGUGUAUGUCUGCGUGUGUAUAUAUGCUAGAUACAUGCAUACAGGGUCUGAAAUUAGCACCUUGCAAGUGCCAAAUGUUGGUUAGAUCUGUCUGCGGAAGACAAAUGUAGUAAAGUUCACCCAACAUGUUGACUGGUAACUUUGGAAUGGAAUAACACUGUUAAUUUUAUUGCGUUCUGUUGCACUACAUAAUGAAUUACGAACCUGAUCCCGUGUUUAUGUCAGUGAGCAGAUGUUAGAUUUUAUACAUGAAAUAGCACUGAAGAAGGUGAGGGUGACUGUGUGAAAAAAUGCAGAUUCAUUUUUAAAAGGCUCUGAAAGUCUCUCAGUUUACCAGCCCAGGAUGAACAACUCAAAAGUACAUUUCUGACAUUGUGUAUGCAAUAAAUUUGUUUCCUUUGACUGAUUGUAAAGGCUGAGUCAGUCUGACUGCCCCCUCUGUAUACCUAUUUUACACUGUUCUAAUAUUUUGAUUGUGAUUAUCAUAUUACAUUGUUAUAAACCUGAGCCUUGUUUUCAUUCACAAUA